Anoplophora glabripennis (Asian longhorned beetle) is the source of this 1403-nucleotide messenger RNA. RefSeq names its product serine/arginine-rich splicing factor 1B (gene SF2). The transcript has 4 exons. NCBI's taxonomy places the organism in Eukaryota, Metazoa, Arthropoda, Insecta, Coleoptera, Cerambycidae. The record is from RefSeq and is a predicted model, not a curated record. Gene Ontology annotation, molecular function: mRNA binding. The coding region runs from base 111 to 791 and encodes 226 amino acids. Gene Ontology annotation, cellular component: cytoplasm; ribonucleoprotein complex; nucleus.
AUCAUUUCCGCGUCCGCUUGCCAUUGCCAAACGCCUAGUCGCCAUUUCCGUUUUAAAAACGCAGCUUCUUUUUAUUCAAGUCUUUGUAUAAUUUCAGUUAAACAUAUAAAAUGUCGAGCAGUCGCAAUGAUUGUAGAAUAUACGUGGGAAACCUACCUCCAGACAUACGCACCAAGGAUAUCCAGGAUUUAUUCUACAAAUUCGGAAAAGUCACGUUUGUAGAUUUAAAAAACCGACGCGGUCCUCCAUUUGCUUUUGUAGAGUUUGAAGACCCUAGGGAUGCUGACGACGCCGUACAUGCCAGAGACGGUUACGACUAUGAUGGGUACAGAUUAAGGGUUGAAUUCCCCAGAGGCGGUGGCCAUGGAAGUUUCAGAGGAGGCAGAGGGGGCGGAGACAGAGGACGUAGCUCUAGAGGCCCCCCAACACGUAGAUCACAGUUUAGAGUACUCGUAACCGGAUUGCCUCCUUCCGGAUCUUGGCAAGAUUUGAAAGACCAUAUGCGUGAGGCUGGUGAUGUAUGUUUUGCUGACGCUUUCAAGGAUGGUUCUGGAGUGGUGGAGUUUUUGAGGUACGAGGAUAUGAAGUAUGCCAUCAAGAAGUUGGACGAUUCGAGAUUCAGGUCACACGAGGGUGAGGUUUCCUACAUCCGAGUUAAGGAAGACAGGGGUGGCAGCGACAGACGUUCGGGUGGGCGUUCCAGAAGCCGUUCUUACUCGCCUCGGCGCAGGGGUUCGCCCACAUACAGUCCAGUUAAGAGAAGCUACUCCCGAAGCCGUUCACGAACAUAAUUCUAAUGUAGGUUAUUUGGACCGGACAUUAUGUAUGUACGUAUAUUGUCUGACGUCAAAAUAAUUUCUACUUCAUUUGAAACCCCUUAUAAUAUUGUUUAAGAACUGAUUUUUUUUGCUAAAUUGGGUUGAGUCGACAAAAGUGCAAGUUUUAAGCAAUUUAUGGUUUAAUAGACUGAUUGAAAAUAUCUAAAUUUUGACAACCUCUCUUUUUCUAAAAGUGUUUAGAGUUAUAUUUGUGUGUUGUACAUUCCUGAACGUUCGACUUGCUCUGUGCCAAGAUGAUUAUGCAUUUCGAUUCGAGUAAAACAUACUUGCUUUAAAAUACUGUUUUUACAUUUUUUUUAUGGUACCUGUAGGUUUGUGUAAUUCUUUUUCCGGUUCUCUUGGUGCACGGUGGAGUCUUAAGUUUGUUUUUUUAUAAACUGGAAGUAAUGUGUUAAAACAGCUUGUGUAGAUGUAAAACCCUCAUCGAUUUCAGCUAAUAAUAAUUUUAACCGUAAGUUAAGGAUUAGGUACUAAUGUAUGUUUUUUUUUCUGAUUUUGGUACCUUUGCUGAGCUUCUGUAUCAGCGUUGGACAUUUGGAAAUAAAAAAAAAAAAGAUAAAAACA